Messenger RNA from Drosophila melanogaster (fruit fly), 1814 nucleotides. RefSeq names its product Microtubule-associated protein 60 (gene Map60). Lineage: Eukaryota; Metazoa; Arthropoda; Insecta; Diptera; Drosophilidae. The coding region runs from base 163 to 1485 and encodes 440 amino acids. The record is from RefSeq and is marked reviewed. The transcript is spliced from 2 exons.
CGACGCCAAAUACAGAAGAAAAGAGAAGCGAACGGUGCGAAAGCGGAGAGAAAAACAAGCGGAUCCUAGUUACAUAUACCAAUUCGUGUGUCGCGUGUUAUCAAAACAGCCUCCAAAAUUAUCAGGAACGCGCAACCAGCGGGCCGCAAGUCGCUGACUAAGAUGGCAAUCCAACUGGACAAGAUUCUGCAGGACAUCGCCAAAGAAAAGGUGCUGCAUCCAAACAAUGGCGGCGCCAGCAAGCAGGAGCAGGAGGAGGCGUGGGCCAGGAUCGGGCGUCUCAACAAGCUCUCUGUGCACGAAUCGCGCUCCAUCUUCAUAGUGCUCCAAAAGAAGUACGAGCAGGAAAAGCUAAAGGGCAAUUCGGCGUGGAAGCUCUUCAGUCUGAUGCAUCAGAUCCAUCAGGAGCCUAAAAUCUCAAUCAAGGAGGAGAAUGAUCAAGUACCCAUGGAGGAGGUGGAGGAGUACGAAAUGCUGGAGGUGCAGGAGCCUGAGGACGAGGAUGACGCCCAUCAGUACGGACAGCACACCAACUCUACCGGCUCGGCGUCCUCCGACGGCGAAAGCCCCACAAAGUCACACAGCACCGGUUCGCCAGAAAAGGACGAGCGGUUGGCGUACGCCAAACCCAACGUCGACACUCCUCGCCCAGCCAUCGAGGAGAAAAAGCUGCUCAACACACUGGCUAACAACACACCGCGAAGUAGCUCGCUGUCCGCCGCCGCAGCAGUACUGCAAAAGAAGGGAAUUACUGUGAAGAAGACGCCCAGCUCCGCAGCAGCACCGAAACCGGCUAUUGGGCAACAGGCGCCAGCCAGUGGGCAAAGAUCAAGCUCCUCGCGCACCACCAUUCAGCUGCCAGAUUCUUUGAAGCGCAAACUUUCGGAGGAGUACACCUCGUCAUCGGCGCAAAAAAAGCAGACCAAGACCACGAGCCCGAAACAAGCCGCUUCAUCGGCAGCCGCAACUUCAGUGCACACCAGCGUUCCAGAUCAACUGCCGGCGGGAAACAAUGUGGUGCACACAACCACUGCCCAGCUGAUGCAGGUUAAGAAGGAGCGUGAGGACAACCAGACACCACCGCCGGGUAUCAACAUCAUCACCAUUCCAUCGGCACAACAGAUAAACGGUGGUGGUGGGGGAGCGAACUCAUCGACAGCCGCCACCAUUGCUUCCACCUCGGUGGCUUCCACAAACGGCUUUUCGCCACACAUCGACGAGCUGGACUUUAAGAAUGACAUUAUCUUCGGGCCGAAGAUCAACGCCGCCUCCUCCAAUACACCCGAGAUUAUCAACCUGGGCAACUUUGACAACUCGCUGCCGCCAACCUUUUUCAAGAAUCUAUGCAACUCGUCGCGACACGAGUCUCUCGGGCUGUACGUGGCCAAUGUGAUGAACAGACUCUCUUCGCGUGCCUCCGCCAAGCUGGAGCUGUCCAUCUUGCGCGCCAUCCUCGAUGUGCAGAGCGACGAACUGGAGCAGUAGACCGACUGAUACUCGCAAUUUAAAUGAUUACUCAGCUUACUUAUUAGACAAACUAAAAAGGUAGUUAUGUAGUAGGCCUGUCUGAACCAUUUCUCGUAUUUAUCGUAUUAUUUUUUCCGUGUUCAAACGUCUGCGUUCUGUGCCGCCCACUUGUAAAAUGUAUUUACUCACAGUUCUGGUAUGAGUGUUCAUAGCAUUUACGCAUGAAUUUUAAAGCUAAAUUUAAAAUGUAUUUCUAAUAUUUGAGAUUUCGAAUUUGUCCCUAUUUAAGGUUGAAUAUGCUACUUGAUUUUAAAAUACGUUUAUAUGCAAAUAAAUCUACAUAACUU